This is a messenger RNA of Pleurotus ostreatus (oyster mushroom), 792 nucleotides long. RefSeq lists its product as uncharacterized. The record is from RefSeq and is a predicted model, not a curated record. The transcript is spliced from 5 exons. Gene Ontology annotation, cellular component: U2AF complex; spliceosomal complex. The coding region runs from base 1 to 792 and encodes 263 amino acids. NCBI's taxonomy places the organism in Eukaryota, Fungi, Basidiomycota, Agaricomycetes, Agaricales, Pleurotaceae. Gene Ontology annotation, molecular function: pre-mRNA 3'-splice site binding; metal ion binding. Gene Ontology annotation, biological process: mRNA splicing, via spliceosome.
AUGUUCGCGGAGUCUGAGAAUGAAGUUUCAUUGUCCGAACCAGUUCGCUUAGUCACCCUCUUUUCGACCACUGCUCACAGCGACCGACUACCAUACACUCUCUUCCAAACUAUGGCAUCCCAUUUGGCGAACAUCUUUGGUACCGAGCAGGAUCGCGUCAAUUGUUCAUUCUACUACAAAAUUGGAGCAUGCAGGCACGGUGACAGAUGCUCGAGAAAGCAUAUCCGACCCCCGUUCUCCCAAACGAUAUUAUUGCCCAAUGUCUACCACAACCCGGCCCACGAUCCUGUCUGCAAGCUCACUGAAAAGGACCUACAAGAGGGGUUCGAUGCGGUGUAUGAGGACCUCUACUGCGAGUUGGCUAAGUUCGGCCAUCUCCUCGAGUUACAUGUAUGCGACAACGUGGGUGACCACCUCAUAGGCAAUGUUUACGCUCGUUAUGAAUGGGAAACAGAAGCUCAGGCGGCGGUGGAUAACCUGAACGAUCGUUGGUAUGCAGGGCGCCCACUGUAUGCGGAGCUUUCACCAGUGACAGACUUCCGAGAAGCAUGCUGUCGUCAAAACGAAAAUGGAGAAUGUAAUCGGGGGGGCUUCUGUAACUUCAUGCAUCUGCGUCUUGCUUCUUCAGACUUGGUGUCUUCUCUCAAGGCUGGGCAGCGCUUAGAAAGAAGGCUUCAUCCUCAAAAGGCGGAUCAUGGGGCUGGGGGAUGGGAGCCAAGUAAGCGAGCUAGAUCCGCUAGUCCACGGAGAGGCGGCGGGAAUCCCGGAGAGGAUCGUUGGACGAGGAAAUAA